CAUCUACGUUUUCCUCAACGUGUAACCAUGUCACUGAUUGACAAAUUCAGUAAAAAAUAAAGACAACUAGAGGAUGGAAAGAGUUACGAACUUACGACUCUAGAGUUUCUAAACUGUUUUAUAAAGAUGGAGCACAUAGGGAUAAUAGAUGUUCAUAAUAUGUAAAAAAGUGGGUUUCUUGACCCAUAAAAAAAAUGCUGCUCCAUCCUGUUCGUAUCUUCCUUUUCCUUUUUCUCUCUUCCCUUUGUUUACUACAGAUCAAAGCUGCUGAAAGUGGCUUGGGUGUUCAUAUCAAAGUAGACCCGAAACUCAAGUUCGAGAACCCGAAGCUACGUGAAGCAUACAUCGCUCUCCAGUCAUGGAAACUAGCAAUCUUCUCUGACCCUUUCAACUUCACAGCCAACUGGAACGGCUCAGACGUUUGCUCCUACAAUGGAAUCUACUGCGCUCCUCUUCCUGGCGCAUACAACAAAACAAGAGUCGUUGCAGGCAUUGACCUUAACCAUGCCGACAUGGCUGGUUACUUACCAUCCGAGCUUGGUCUCCUUUGUGACCUCGCUCUCUUCCACCUUAACUCAAACCGUUUCUGCGGUGAAGUUCCUCUCUCAUUCAACCGCAUGAAGCUUCUCUACGAGCUUGAUCUUAGCAACAACCGAUUCGUCGGUAAGUUCCCUAAGGUUGUCCUCUCUUUACCGUCCCUUAAGUUCUUGGACCUUCGCUACAACGAGUUCGAAGGCAAGAUCCCGUGGAAGCUCUUCGAUAAAAAGCUCGACGCUAUAUUCUUGAACCAUAACAGGUUCCGGUUUGGGAUCCCCAAGAACAUGGGGAACUCUCCGGUCUCUGCUUUGGUUCUUGCGGACAACGAUCUUGGAGGAUGCAUACCUGGAAGUAUCGGUCAAAUGGGAAAGACACUCAACGAGAUUAUCCUCUCUAACGAUAACUUAACCGGUUGUUUACCUCCUCAGAUCGGUAACCUCAAGAAAGUGACGGUUUUCGACGUCAGUUCGAACCGUCUACGUGGUCCGUUACCGGCUAGCGUCGGUAACAUGAAGAGCUUGGAAGAGCUUCACGUGGCUAACAAUGGCUUCACUGGAGUCAUUCCUCCAAGUAUCUGCCAGCUUCCUAACCUUGAGAACUUCACUUACUCUUCCAACUUCUUCACCGGUCGUGCUCCUAUAUGCGCCGCUCUAUCGGUGGCCGAUGCUAUUGUGAACGGUUCCAUGAACUGUUUAACCGGUGUGGCUCGUCAGAGAUCGGUUAAGGAGUGUUUAUCUCUGUUGGCUCGACCUGUUGAUUGUAGCAAGUUUGGUUGUUAUAAUAUUUUCUCUCCGCCGCCACCGACGUUUAAGAUGUCACCUGUUGUGAGGAAACUUCCUCCACCAGUUUAUGUUUACAAGUCGCCUCCACCACCGUCGUCCAAGAUGUCUCCCACCGUGAGAGCUUAUUCUCCGCCGCCACCACCGUCGUCUAAGAUGUCGCCUACCGUGAGAGCAUACUCUCCGCCUCCACCACCGUUGUCCAAGAUGUCGCCUACUGUUCGAGCUUACCCUCCACCACCACCACCAUCUCCAUCUCCUCCACCGCCUUACGUAUACUCAUCUCCUCCUCCACCACCACCUUAUGUCUACUCAUCUCCUCCUCCUCCACCUUACGUGUACUCAUCUCCUCCACCACCGCCUUACGUAUACUCAUCUCCACCUCCGCCUCCUCCAAGUCCACCACCGCCUUACAUAUACUCAUCUCCACCUCCCCCUCCUCCAAGUCCACCACCACCUUAUGUAUACUCAUCUCCACCACCACCUUACGUAUACUCAUCUCCUCCUCCACCACCUUACGUGUACUCAUCUCCUCCACCUCCACCAUACGUAUACUCAUCUCCACCUCCACCACCUCCAAGUCCACCACCACCAUGUCCUGAAUCAUCUCCGCCACCGCCUGUUGUAUACUAUGCACCAGUGACACAAAGCCCACCACCACCAUCACCCGUAUACUAUGCACCGGAAAUACAAAGCCCUCCCCCUCCAACACCAGUAUACUAUGCACCGGAGACACAAAGUCCACCACCGCCAGCACCAGUAUACUAUGCACCGGAACAAAGCCCACCCCCGCCAACACCAGUAUACUAUGCACCGGAAACACAAAGCCCACCCCCGCCAACACCAGUAUACUAUGCACCCGAACAAAGCCCACCCCCUCCAUCACCGGUAUACUAUCCAUCACAAACACAAAGUCCACCACCACCAUCACCAGUAUACUAUCCAUCGGAAACACCAAGUCCUCCACCACCAACUGAGUACUACUAUGCACCAGCCCAGUCUCCGCCACCAGCAAAGGGAUGUACAGAAAGCCAUCCUCCACCAACACAAGCACCUCCUACUUACGAACCAACACCUGAAUAUUCAUACACAUCGUCACCACCACCGGUUCCUUCCUACUCCGACACGUCUCUACCACCGAUUCCAAGUGUCUCGUAUGCUUCGUCUCCUCCUCCUCCGUCAUACUACUAGUUUCAAAUAAUUGAGUAAAAAAAUGCAUUGCCUUACAACUACUCAUAAUUAUAUUCUUUUGGCUGCAAGACAUUGAUUUGUGUGUUUGGUUGAUUUAAACAAAAAAAAAACAUUUGAAUUAUGUUUUUCUUAUUUCCAUAUUUUUCUUUUGAAUAUUUUGUUCUCUCUUUUUUUUUUCCCUCUAACACAGAGCUGCAUUAGCAGCAAUGGAGUAUAUAGUUUCAGUUUAUAAUCUUA
This is a messenger RNA of Brassica napus (rape), 2744 nucleotides long. Its product is annotated as leucine-rich repeat extensin-like protein 1. NCBI's taxonomy places the organism in Eukaryota, Viridiplantae, Streptophyta, Magnoliopsida, Brassicales, Brassicaceae. Gene Ontology annotation, molecular function: protein binding. The transcript has a single exon. The record is from RefSeq and is a predicted model, not a curated record. Bases 195 to 2507 code for a protein of 770 amino acids.